UCAAUCACAUACAGCAAUGGUCCCCACCGAAACCUUUUAGUGGAUCUUGUGUUUUUAAGUUCUAUCCGGUUAGGAAUGGUUCAUAUCCUCUCUCUCUCUCUCUCUCUCUCCACACACACACACAUAUGGCGAUGGCAACAGAGGAAUCAUCAAAAUCGCAAGAGUCGAAAUGGGAAGGCAAGCUUUGCGCAGAGCUAGAAGGUAUAAGCGCAGAGCAUGUGUGGCCUCUGCUAGCGGACUUCUUCAACCUCCACAACUGGAUGCCUGGCAUCGACACUUGUCAGCCGUUAGAGGGCGUCUCUGGACAGCCCGGCUGCAUCCGCUACUGCGCCAAAACAACCACAUCGCCCCCUGCGUCGUCUUCGGAGUCACCGGCCAAAGAGGAGAUUACCGCCACAACCAUGUGGGCCAACGAGAGACUCGUGGCCAUCGACCCUGUGGAACGUUCCCUGAGCUACGUGGUCACUGAAAACAAUAUGGGGAUCAAGUCUUACAUGGCUACCAUGAAGGUACUUCAAUUCUCAAAGGUGGCGGCGGCGGCGAAUUCUGAAGGGUGUCAGAUCGAGUGGACAUUCGUGGCUGAUCCUGUUGAAGGCUGGACUUUCGAGGGCUUGCUUUCCUUUUUCGAAUCCUGCCUUCAAGGCAUGGCGCAGAAAAUGGAAGAUGUUCUCUGCCCCUCAACUAAAGCUUGAUUUUAUGCGAUGUUCUUAAAGUCUGGGAUCUCAGAUGCCCUAAGACUGCUAAAUUGUUAGUUGCAGUGAAACUUGUGGUGGGGAUGUGGUGGGGAUGUAGUGGAGACUUGGGGCAAUUUUUUUGUGUGUGUCUAGAUGUAACCGACCCGGUUACAAAAGCCUUACCUAAAUUACUAUGUCCCUAUUAUUUUGUCA
This is a messenger RNA of Macadamia integrifolia, 887 nucleotides long. Its product is annotated as lachrymatory-factor synthase-like. The transcript has a single exon. The record is from RefSeq and is a predicted model, not a curated record. Lineage: Eukaryota; Viridiplantae; Streptophyta; Magnoliopsida; Proteales; Proteaceae. The coding region runs from base 126 to 692 and encodes 188 amino acids.